Hydra vulgaris (swiftwater hydra) is the source of this 1101-nucleotide messenger RNA. RefSeq names its product HAUS augmin-like complex subunit 1. The record is from RefSeq and is a predicted model, not a curated record. Lineage: Eukaryota; Metazoa; Cnidaria; Hydrozoa; Anthoathecata; Hydridae. Gene Ontology annotation, biological process: centrosome cycle; spindle assembly. Gene Ontology annotation, cellular component: cytosol; HAUS complex.
UGUUAUUAUGAAUAUCCUAUAACAUUCAUAUGUCUACUAUAAUUUAUAUUGCUAUUAUAAAUAUAAUUUAGUUUUAGCAAUAAUAAAUGUAUUGUAAUUUUAGUAAAAUUUUCGUAUGGCAAAUACAAUAAAUAGGCACAAUGAGGUACAAAGUUGGUUAGAGUCACUUUUUGGCAAAGAAACCAUACCUAAAUAUGAAGUUAAUGACUAUACAAUAUCUUUUCUUUACUCUCUUUACAUUCAAAAUAAAGAAAUAAAUCGACUAACAAAUCUUACAAUUGAAGAUUUAAAGCAAAGGACAGAAGAAUAUAAAAUAGAAGAGGAUAGAAUUCAAGAUAUUCUUAGUGUUUUUGGUCUACCUGUUAGUUCUUUUUCAAAUGCUGGUAAACAAAAUAUCAAGACACUAGCUGAUCUAGCAGCCAUUUUGAAUUUAAAAGAUACUUCAAAAACAAACUACUUAGUUGGAAUAACUAUUUUUUUGAAAGAAUGUAAAGACACUGACACCACCUUAAAAAAGUUAGAAGAAAAAAUUGAUUUUCUUUUACAACAGUUUCGUGACAUCAAUAAUAGUAUUGCUGCAAUUAACAAGUGUUUUUCUUCAUUAAAUGAACUUUCUUAUAAUGAUGAUAUAAUGACAGAAAAAAGAAGAAAUGAAACAUUGCAAAUGAAAGCAAAAGUAGAAAAAUAUAGACAACAAAUUGAAGAUUUUAAGGCUGUAAAUAAGUUUGUUGACAAAAGGUUUCAUCACGAAUCACUUAUAGAACUUUCAAAGGAUUUAGAAGUACUUAAAAAAGAGUUAAUACCUUUAGAGUCAAAGUUAAAAACUUUUAAAAAACUUCCUUCGGACUUGAAUUUAGCUAAAGUUAAAAUCGAGGAAACAAGGCGUGAACUAGAAAAACUGGAAAGUGAGCUUCAAGUUGACAUUAAUUUGAUUGAACUAUAAUAGCAAUGUAUAUUAGCACAAUUUAGAAGAUUCUCUCGGAGAAGCUUUGUAUGAAAAGAUUUAAUGGAUUAGUUGUUUAAAUAUGAAGAAGAUAUGGGUUACAACUCCAGUUAAAUGAACAACAAAUUAUGGAUUAAAAAAACAUUUAAAUAUUUGGA